This is a messenger RNA of Staurois parvus, 286 nucleotides long. NCBI's taxonomy places the organism in Eukaryota, Metazoa, Chordata, Amphibia, Anura, Ranidae. The record is from the annotation of a GenBank genome assembly.
UGCCCCAUCAUAGGUGUCAGUGGGGGGAAUAGUGCCCCAUCAUUGGUGUCAGUGGGGGGAGGAAUAGUGCCCCAUCCUUGGUGUCAGUGGGGGGGGAGGAAUAGUGCCCCAUCCUUGGUGUCAGUGGGGGGAGGAAUAGUGCCCCAUCCUUGGUGUCAGUGGGGGGAGGAAUAGUGCCCCAUACUUGGUGUCAGUGGGGGGAGGAAUAGUGCCCCAUCGUUGGUGUCAGUGGGGGGAGGAAUCGUGCCCCAUCCUUGGUGUCAGUGGGGGAGGAAUAGUGCCCCAU